UUUUCACAAUCACUCCCCUUCUUCCAGUUUUCAAUUAUUAUAUUAAAUUUCGAUUUGAAUGACAAGUAGGAUUUCUCCCUUCCCGCUUGAAUGAUCUAUCAAAGAACCAAAGCGAUUAAUCGAAAUCCAUUGCUCCAUUAUGCAAAGCAUGGCAGCACAGGUCGACCCCAUGAACGAAUUCAAAGGGCAACUUCAAAGCUUCGCAAGUGCAUUCCUUUCAUCACCGAACUCAAAGAUGUGGAAGACCCAGAGGAAGCCUUAUCUCUUUUUCACGAUUACAAGGAACGGGGUUUCAGGCACUAUUACCCUUCCUAUGCUGCUUUACUCUACAAACUGGCUCGUUCUAGAAAAUUCGAAGCCGUUGAAACCAUUCUUACUCAAAUGCAAGAGACUGACAUGCACUGCAGAGAGAGCGUUUUCAUGGCUCUGUUUGAACACUACGGCAAAGCGUCACUUCCUGAAAAAGCUUUUGAACUCUUUCGCAGAAUGCCUCGGUUCAAUUGCGUCCGCACGUUGCAGUCCUUCAAUGCGCUUCUCAAUGUUCUCGUCGAUAAUGAUCGGUUUGCCCAGGCCAAUGAUGUUUUUUAUCGAUCCUAUGAGAUGGGUUUUCGUCCAAACACGGUUACGUUCAAUAUAAUGAUCAAGGGCUGGUUGGCAAAGGGUGAGUGGGAAAAAGCAUGUGAGGUGUUUGAUGAAAUGCUUCAGAAAACAGUACAGCCGAGUGUUGUGACUUAUAAUAGUCUCAUUGGUUUCUUUUCUAGAAAGGGUGAUUUGGAUAAAGCAAUGGCCUUGCUUGAGGACAUGAACCAGAAAAGAAAACGCGCAAAUGAAGUAACUUAUACACUGUUGAUGGAAGGCUUGUGCUCUGUGGGAAAAUAUGAGGAAGCUAAGAAGCUAAUGUUUGAUAUGGCGUAUCGCGGGUGUAAACCUAGGGUGGUCAAUUUUUCUGUUUUGAUGAAUGAUCUCGGAAAGAGAGGAAAGAUUGAGGAGGCCAAGUCUUUACUCCAUGAGAUGAAAAAGAGGCGGCUUAAGCCGGAUGUUGUAGCAUACAAUAUAUUGAUAAAUUAUCUUUGCAAGGGAGGUAAGACAGCAGAAGCUUACAAAGUCUUAAUUGAGAUGCAGAUUGGAGGCUGUGAGCCAAAUGCUGCUACAUACAGGAUGAUGGUUGAUGGUUUGUCCCGGAUUGGGGAUUUUGAGGUAGGUCUGAAUGUUUUGAAUGCAAUGCUAGCCAGUAGACAUUGCCCGCGUUCUGAAACAUUUAAUUGUUUUGUUGUUGGCCUAUUGAACUCUGGGAAUGUUGAUGGUGCCCGCUUUGUUUUGGAAGAGAUGGAGAAGAGAAAGGUAGAAUUUGAUUCAGAGGGCUGGGAAACUAUAAUAAAGUAUGCUUGCAGUGAGGAUAAGGGUGCAAGUGGGCUUGUGACUAUACUUACAUCUCCAUCCAUCUAGUGCAUUUGGUAUGGGCCAAAUGUCUAGAUCUUUCGUGGUUAUUUUUCUUGUCUGUUCCAGGAUAUCAUUUUGAAUUCCCUUUACCCAGGUUCUAAUCCCAUAUGAUAGUAAGAUGGUGGUUUUCCUGGGACAUAUGUUCCAAGGUAGUAAUGAAUAGUUUCAUUUCAAGGUGAACAAAUUGUUUUCAAUGGUGGAUAUAUGUUGUUGCUUAGCUUAGAAGAUGAGUGGUAUUUGCUGGCAAAGAUGAAUGCAGAGUCUUGGGAGUUUGUAUCCGUGGUCUGAAUUUCAUCCCUGCCAAUUAGUUGGCUUAAAAAAUGUUUUGAUGAAACCUGAAAGAUAAGUCCAACAAGUUGACUCGACUGUUUAAGGGCCUCUUUAAAUUCUCCUGCUAUAUUUUGGUUGUAGCCCUUGACGAACAUGUACA
Molecule: messenger RNA, 1870 nt
Organism: Gastrolobium bilobum
Lineage: Eukaryota; Viridiplantae; Streptophyta; Magnoliopsida; Fabales; Fabaceae
Product: pentatricopeptide repeat-containing protein At1g07740, mitochondrial
Exons: 1
Coding region: 91-1446 (451 amino acids)
Molecular function (GO): protein binding
Source: RefSeq, a predicted model, not a curated record